Callorhinus ursinus (northern fur seal) is the source of this 2825-nucleotide messenger RNA. It is a transcript of the gene LZTR1, whose product is annotated as leucine zipper like post translational regulator 1. Gene Ontology annotation, molecular function: protein binding. Lineage: Eukaryota; Metazoa; Chordata; Mammalia; Carnivora; Otariidae. The record is from RefSeq and is a predicted model, not a curated record. Gene Ontology annotation, cellular component: Golgi apparatus.
GGCCCGGGGCGGUGACCGCACGUCCCGCGGACCCAGUGGCCCAUCGGGCGUGGACCCGGGAUGGCUGGGCCGGGGGGCUCGGGAGGCCCGAUCGGGGCCGGCGCCCUGGCAGGCAGCGCGCGGUCCAAGGUAGCCCCGAGCGUGGACUUUGACCACAGCUGCUCGGACAGUGUUGAGUACCUGACACUCAACUUCGGGCCCUUCGAGACAGUGCAUCGUUGGCGGCGCCUCCCGCCCUGCGACGAGUUCGUGGGGGCCCGGCGCAGCAAGCACACAGUGGUGGCCUAUAAAGAUGCCAUCUAUGUAUUUGGUGGAGACAAUGGGAAGACCAUGCUCAACGACCUCCUACGGUUCGACGUGAAGGACUGCUCCUGGUGCAGGGCCUUCACCACUGGCACCCCGCCGGCGCCCCGCUACCACCACUCGGCCGUUGUCUAUGGGAGCAGCAUGUUUGUCUUCGGGGGCUACACUGGGGACAUUUAUUCCAAUUCUAACUUGAAGAAUAAAAACGACCUUUUUGAAUAUAAGUUUGCAACUGGCCAGUGGACGGAGUGGAAGAUUGAAGGACGGUUGCCAGUCGCCAGGUCCGCCCACGGUGCCACGGUGUAUAGUGACAAGCUGUGGAUCUUCGCUGGCUAUGAUGGCAAUGCCAGGUUGAACGACAUGUGGACCAUUGGCCUCCAGGACCGCGAGCUCACAUGCUGGGAGGAGGUGGCUCAGAGCGGCGAGAUCCCGCCGUCCUGCUGCAACUUCCCAGUGGCCGUGUGCCGGGACAAGAUGUUUGUGUUCUCGGGGCAGAGCGGAGCCAAGAUAACCAACAACCUCUUCCAGUUCGAAUUCAAGGACAAGACGUGGACACGCAUCCCCACGGAGCACCUGCUUCGUGGCUCCCCACCCCCCCCACAGCGUCGUUACGGGCACACCAUGGUGGCCUUUGACCGCCACCUGUACGUGUUUGGGGGCGCGGCGGACAACACACUGCCUAAUGAGCUGCACUGCUAUGAUGUGGACUUCCAGACCUGGGAGGUCGUCCAGCCCAGCUCCGACAGUGAGGUCGGCGGGGCUGAGGUGCCAGAGCGAGCAUCUGCUUCCGAGGAGGCGCCUGCCCUGGCCUCUGAGGAGCGGGGUGGCUUCAAGAAGUCCCGAGAUGUCUUUGGCCUGGACUUUGGCACCACCACAGCCAAGCAGCCUGCCCCGCCGGCCUCCGAGCUGCCAAGCGGAAGGCUCUUCCAUGCAGCCGCUGUGAUCUCGGACGCCAUGUACAUCUUCGGGGGCACCGUGGACAACAACAUCCGCAGUGGGGAGAUGUACCGGUUCCAGUUCUCCUGUUACCCCAAGUGCACGCUGCAUGAGGACUACGGGCGUCUGUGGGAGAGCCGCCAGUUUUGCGACGUGGAGUUUGUGCUGGGCGAGGAGGAGGGUCCCGUGCUCCCCACCGAGGCGUCAUUCUUGCUACAGAAGGAGGAGUGUGUGCAGGGCCACGUGGCCAUUGUCACAGCUCGAAGCCGCUGGCUCCGCAGGAAGAUCGUGCAGGCACGGGAACGGCUGGCCCAGAAACUGGAGGAGGAGGCAGCCCCAGCUCCCAGGGAGGUCCCUGGUGGGGCCGUGGGGGGGGCCGUGGGGGGGGCCCGGCCGCCCCUGCUGCACGUGGCCAUCCGCGAGGCUGAGGCCCGGCCUUUCGAAGUGCUCAUGCAGUUCCUCUACACGGACAAGAUCAAGUACCCGCGGAAAGGCCAUGUGGAGGACGUGCUGCUCAUCAUGGACGUGUACAAGCUGGCACUGAGCUUCCAGCUGUGCCGCCUGGAGCAGCUGUGCCGACAGUACAUCGAGGCCUCCGUGGACCUGCAGAACGUGCUGGUUGUGUGUGAGAGCGCCGCCAGGCUGCAACUGGGCCAGUUAAAGGAGCACUGCUUGAACUUCGUGGUGAAGGAGUCCCACUUCAACCAGGUGAUCAUGAUGAAGGAGUUCGAGCGCCUCUCUUCCCCACUGAUAGUGGAGAUCGUGCGGCGGAAGCAGCAGCCGCCUGCCCGCGCCCCCUCAGAACAGCCCGUGGACAUCGGCACAUCUCUGAUCCAGGACAUGAAGGCGUACCUGGAGGGAGCAGGUGCGGAGUUCUGUGACAUCACUCUGCUGCUGGAUGGGCACCCGAGACCGGCCCACAAGGCCAUCCUGGCCGCCCGCUCCAGCUACUUCGAGGCCAUGUUCCGGUCCUUCAUGCCAGAGGAUGGCCAGGUGAACAUCUCCAUUGGGGAGAUGGUGCCCAGCAGGCAGGCCUUCGAGUCCAUGCUACGCUACAUAUACUACGGUGAGGUCAACAUGCCGCCCGAGGACUCUCUCUACCUGUUUGCGGCCCCCUACUAUUAUGGCUUCUACAACAACCGGCUGCAGGCGUAUUGCAAGCAGAACCUAGAGAUGAACGUGACAGUGCAGAACGUACUUCAGAUCCUGGAGGCGGCUGACAAGACCCAGGCGCUGGACAUGAAGCGACACUGCCUGCACAUCAUCGUGCACCAGUUCACCAAGGUUUCCAAGCUGCCCACGCUGCGCUCGCUGAGCCAGCAGCUGCUGCUUGACAUCAUAGACUCCCUGGCUUCCCACAUCUCCGACAAGCAGUGUGCGGAGCUGGGUGCUGACAUCUGAGGGCCCACGCGGUGCUGGCCCACUCGAGAAUAACCAUGCCUGCCCUGCCCACUGCAGACUACACUGGCCACGCUGAGGCCCGAGGCAGAGCGCUUGGACCUGCCAGCCAAGGGGCAGGCUGCCCAGAGCCUUCAAAGGGAAAGGGGACACGGGGCCUUUGCCCCAUUUCACUGCUGAGGACACAG